Molecule: messenger RNA, 2575 nt
Organism: Ochotona curzoniae (black-lipped pika)
Lineage: Eukaryota; Metazoa; Chordata; Mammalia; Lagomorpha; Ochotonidae
Gene: DQX1
Product: DEAQ-box RNA dependent ATPase 1
Exons: 12
Coding region: 235-2397 (720 amino acids)
Cellular component (GO): intracellular anatomical structure; spliceosomal complex
Molecular function (GO): RNA binding
Source: RefSeq, a predicted model, not a curated record
UCACACAUGCUCAGUGUGGUGGCUGGCUCAGUGGGUUCCUGACUGGGCAAGUGGCCCCACCCCCUAAGCAAAGUUUAAACAUUCAGAGCGUUCAGCCUAGCCCUAAGGCAGAGCCGGAAUUUACCUUUGUACCUCACGAGGUCAGGGUUGGAAGUUGCCCGGCUGGGUGUGUCUGGAAGUGGCUGCCAUCCUGACACGUCUCAGAGCUGCAAGCAGGUCCUGCCAGCGGCUGCCAUGGCAUCUCAGCCUCUCGGGCUGGCAGAAGAUUCUGGUCUGAAUGCUGGGGACUCGGAACUGGCUGUGAAUCCCUUUGAUGGGCUCCCCUUCUCUUCCCACUACUACGAGCUCCUUGAGCAGCGCCGAGCAUUGCCCAUCUGGGCUGCGCGUUUCCAAUUCUUAGAGCAGUUGGAGAGCAGCCCCACUGGAGUGGUGCUGGUGUGUGGGGAGCCCGGCUCAGGCAAGAGCACUCAGGUCCCUCAGUGGUGUGCAGAGUUUGCACUGGCCAGGGGAUUCCAGCAGGGUCAGGUCACCGUCUCCCAGCCUUACCCUCUGGCAGCUCUGAGUUUGGCUGUGCGGGUUGCUGAUGAGAUGGACCUGACCUUGGGACACGAGGUUGGAUACAGCAUCCCCCAGGAGGACUGCACAGGGCCGGAUACCCUGCUCAGGUUCUGCUGGGACAGGCUGCUUCUGCAGGAGGUGGCCUCCACCCGGGGUCCCGGAGCCUGGGGCGUGCUGGUGCUGGAUGAGGCUCAGGAGCGGUCCGUGGCUUCAGAUUGCCUGCAGGGGCUCCUGCGAGAGGCCAGGCUGGGAAACCUUCCUGGGGACCCCAGGGUGGUUGUGAUUACUGACCCAGCUCUUGAACCGAAGCUUCAAGCCUUUUGGGGCAAUCCUCCUACUGUGCACAUACCCAGAGACCCUGGCAGGAGUCCUGCCCCUGUCUUCAGGGACACUGUUCCUCCUGAUCUGGUGGAAGCUGCCUGCCAAGCUGUGCUUGAGCUGUGUCAGAAGGAGGCCCCGGGAGACGUGUUAGUGUACCUGCCUGGUGAGGAGGAAAUAACCCUGUGCUGUGAUGUCUUGUCCAAGGAGGUGGGGUCCUUGGCUCUCCCAGGGCCUCCACCACAGGUGCUGCCCCUUCACCCAGGCUGUGGUCGAGCCAUCCAGGCCGUUUAUGAGGACAUGGGCACAGGUGGUGCCCGAAAGGUCAUAGUCACUCACUGGCUGGCUGACUUCUCUUUCUCCCUCCCUUCCAUCCGACACGUUAUUGACUCAGGCCUGGAGCUUCGAAGUGUUUACAAUCCUCGGAUCCGAGCUGAAUCCCAAGUAUUGAGGCCGAUCAGCAAGUGCCAGGCUGAGGCCAGACAAGCGCGGGCAAAAGGGGUCGCACCAGGAUCCUGUCUCCGCCUGUAUCCCAAGUCCUUCCUAGAGCUAGAGGCUCCGGCACUGCCCCGCCCCCGGCUUGGGGAGGAAAAUCUGAGCCCCCUGGUGCUGCUGCUGAAGAGGAGAGAGAUUGCAGAGCCUGGAGAGUGGCACUUCUUGGACCGGCCUGCUCCAGAAGCACUGAUGCAGGCCUUGGAAGACUUGGACUACCUCGCAGCCCUGGACGAUGACGGGGACCUGUCCGACCUGGGCAUCGUCCUCUCCGAGUUCCCCCUUCCCCCCGAGCUAGCCAAAGUCCUGCUGGCCUCAUGCGAGUUUGACUGUGUGGAUGAGGUGCUCACCCUCGCUGCCAUGCUCACGGCUGCCCCAGGGUUUACCCGUCCUCCACUCUGUGCUGAAGAAGCUGCCCUGCGUCGGGCCCUGGAACAUGCAGACGGUGACCACAGCUCUUUGAUCCAAGUGUACGAAGCCUUUAUACAAAGUGGAGCAGAUGAGGCUUGGUGCCAGGCUCGGGGUCUUAGCUGGGCAGCAUUAUGCCAAGCUCGUAAACUUCGAGAAGAGCUCCUAGAACUCAUGCAGCGAAUUGAACUUCCCUUGUCCCCACCAGCCUUUGGCUCUGAGCAGAAUCGCAGAAAUCUACAGAAAGCGCUGCUGUCAGGAUACUUCCUUCAGGUGGCCCGAGACACAGAUGGGACUGGAAAUUACCUCCUACUAACACACAAGCACGUGGCCCAGCUCUCCUCAAGCUGCUGCUACCGAAACCGCAGGCCUCCUGCCAGGCCCCCAUCCUGGGUGCUGUACCACAGUUUCUCCAUAUCCAGAGACAACUGCCUCUCCAUUGUUUCUGAGAUCCAACCACAGACGCUGCUGGAGUUGGCCCCUCCAUACUUCCUGAGUAACCUGCCUGCAGGUGAGAGUAGAGACCUCCUGAACCAGCUGAGAGCAGAAAUGGCACAAUCUGCAGCAGGAAGUGACUCCUCCUCGCCCCGGGAGUUCAGGGAAGCCUGCGUCCUGCAGUGAUCUCUCUGCAUUAGAUCUCCAUCCCCCAGCCUAACCAUGAGCCUGAGCACCAACACACGGAGGGACUGGACGCCGCCACUGCCUGGCACAGGAGGACCCUGACCUGCUCCCCUCCCCUCCCCAUCUUAACAUGGACCCAUAUUUGUAUUCCCUUUGGGCCCAUAAAAAUAUUUUUUCU